AUGGCCUGCAGUCUCUCAGCCCCGCCAAAACCAACAGCCAUCGCAUCACGGCCGAAACUCUCUCUCCAAACAUCCUCCCUGCCACGCACCUUCGGCAGCUCCUCCACAGGCCUCUCAUUCUCCUUCGCCGCGGGGUCCAGUGCAUCCCCCACUGUCCGCAAUACAUUCCGAAAUGCCUACGAUGUAGCUACUCCAUCGUCAGCAACGGCUUCUCCCUCCAGAACAGUACCGACACCAACAACAAUACAGAGUUCUGGACUGGGACCACGAUUCAGCACCUCGAAACCACCCUCUCCAUAUGUCACCACCAACAACAGCAAUAACAACACUAAUAACAACAAUAAUAACAACCCCUUCACCUAUAAUUACCGCAGUCCCUAUCCAUACCAACAACCACUGGGUGUGCGAAGCAUCCUGCGAAAUUCACCGCUCGAGCCCACGGCGCACCGACGCUCAGGGUCUAUCUCUGCGACGAGCGUAAAUGGCGCUGCUGGUGGCGCCGGUACGCGGCGGGUAUUCUUCCCUGCCAAGAAGCAGGUUAGCUAUCGGUAUCCGCUGGAAGAGAUUAUCCGCACAGAGCGAUAUACGGUGUCGCAUUUUGACCUUGUACUUCAGGAGGAGGAGAAAGAAGAACAAGAGGAGGGGCAUGAACAACGACAGAAGCAAGGGCAUGCCAAGCCAGAAACCGAGCACCCAACACCUGAACAGGAAGAUGACGACUCGGAUUAUUCCACAUUGUCACUAUCAGAAACCAGCGGGUCAAGCGAGGAAUCCAGCCCUGACGACGGACAACACCACACUUCAUCUUCACUGUCCAAGACGGAGCGCAAGAAACGGCGUACAAUGCGCUUGGAACGCCAGGUCCGGGCCGUUGCGCUGCUGGAUGGUCUCCAGGCGGAUGAUGCUUACGCUGCCUCUACGCCACAGACACCUCGCCAACGACGGGUGAAGCGGCGGCGCGAGUGGAAGUGGACGUUGGGAUCGGCAAAUCCAAAUAACCCACAAAGUGCUCAGAAUAAUGUUGUUUCUUCAUUGGAGGUGGCACAGCAGAAGUACACACCGGUGACUACUGUCUUGCCAUUUGAUUUUGACCCGGCUGUCUCCAAGGGCCUUCUCGAGCCCACGGAGUUAGAAACGCGGUGUUGA
Penicillium lagena is the source of this 1146-nucleotide messenger RNA. RefSeq lists its product as uncharacterized. Bases 1 to 1146 code for a protein of 381 amino acids. The transcript has a single exon. NCBI's taxonomy places the organism in Eukaryota, Fungi, Ascomycota, Eurotiomycetes, Eurotiales, Aspergillaceae. The record is from RefSeq and is a predicted model, not a curated record.